Messenger RNA from Hyla sarda, 2907 nucleotides. RefSeq names its product general transcription factor IIIC subunit 3 (gene GTF3C3). Lineage: Eukaryota; Metazoa; Chordata; Amphibia; Anura; Hylidae. Bases 205 to 2850 code for a protein of 881 amino acids. Gene Ontology annotation, molecular function: protein binding. Gene Ontology annotation, cellular component: transcription factor TFIIIC complex. The record is from RefSeq and is a predicted model, not a curated record. Gene Ontology annotation, biological process: transcription by RNA polymerase III. The transcript is spliced from 19 exons.
CGUGUCACAUGACCGCGCUGUCGCCGUAGUCCACUGUGUAUUAGAGUGUGACGUCAUGGCGCAGAGCAGUCAGUGAUGGCGGGUGAAGAUCCCGGAUGACGCAGACAGUCCAUGGUGUAUGGCGCGUCCUCAUUUCCUCAUGGCUGCAGAAGGCCGGUGAAAGUCCUGACAAUUUCUGAAAACUUGUGCCAGUAGAAAGUGAAAAUGUCUGGGUUCAGUCCGGAGCUUAUUGAUUACCUGGAAGGGAAAAUAUCUUUCGAGGAAUUUGAGCUACGCCGCGAAGAAAGACAAGCACGUGAGAAAAAGGAUACGGCAAAUGUGGGAUUUUCAGAAAAAUCAGUAUGUGACACAGAUGAUCCUGAGGUCCCAUCCACCUCUGCAAAAUUCCUCUCAACGCCUAACAUAUACAAUGAGGAUAAAGAGGAUGAAACAUCCGAUGGUGUCAGCAAGUCGGUUCAAAAAGUAUUUGCAUCAAUGAUCGGGGAGGAUGAUAGAGAUGAUGGAGAGGAUGAAGACGAGGAGGACGACGGAGAAGAAAUCUCUGAACAACCAUCAGCUGGUGAUGUCUUUGCCCUGGAAAUGGAAAUUAACAGAGAAAACAGAAAGAUGAUGAAGGCUAAAAGACCUCGUAGUAAGCUCCCUAGGGCUCUCAGGGGCCUCAUGGGAGAGGCCAACAUCCGCUUUGCCCGAGGAGAGGCAGAAGAAGCCAUCCUAAUGUGCAUGGAAAUCAUUAGACAAGCUCCACUGGCUUACGAACCAUUCUCUACCCUUGCCAUGAUCUAUGAGGACCAAGGAGACAUGGAGAAAUCUCUGCAGUUUGAGCUGAUAGCUGCUCAUUUGAACCCCAGCGACACAGAAGAAUGGGUCAGGCUGGCAGAGAUGUCUUUGGAGCAAGACAACAUCAAACAAGCCAUCUUUUGCUAUUCCAAAGCUCUGAAGUAUAAUCCUACCAAUGUGCGCUAUUUGUGGGAAAGAUCCAGCCUGUAUGAACAGGUUGGGGAACAUAAACUGGCCAUGGAUGGAUAUCGGAGGAUCUUGAAUCUGUUGUCUCCCGCUGAUGGGGACCGUUUCAUGCAGCUAGCAAGAGAUAUGGCUAAGAUUUACUAUGAAACCAAUGACGUUUCCUCUGCCAUUGUUAUUAUUGAAGAAGCAUUUUCCAAGCAUCAGAGUCUCGUGGCAAUAGAAGAUGUUAAUAUUGCUGCUGAGCUGUACAUCUCCAACAACCAGUAUGAGAAGGCACUUGAGGUGAUUACACAAUUUUCUGGAAUUACAUUAAAUAAAAAUGAAGACAGCACUCCUGAGGACAGUGCAGAAGUUAUGUGUCAUGUGCCUGAAGGAGUUCCUAUAGAUAUUACAGUGAAAAUGAUGCUGUGUCUUAUCCAUCUAAAUAUUCUGGAACCUGUCAGUCCCAUGCUGACCUCUUUAAUGGAGCAAAACCCGGAGGAAAUGGGAGACUUGUAUCUAGACGUUGCGGAAGCGUUUCUGGACAUUGGAGAAUAUAAUUCAGCUUUGCCUCUGCUGAGUGCGAUAGUGUGCUCUGAAAAAUACAACUUAGCGGUUGUCUGGCUCCGACAUGCAGACUGUUUGAAAGCCCUGGGACACAUGGAGCAAGCUGCAGACAGUUACUGUAAGGUGGUGGACAUGGCUCCUUUACACUUAGAUGCAAGGAUCUCCCUAUCUACACUUCAGCAACAACUUGGCAACCCAGAAAAAGCCUUGGAGGCAUUAGAACCAAUGUAUGAUCCCGAUACCUUGGCACAGGAUGCGAACGCUGCCCAACAGGAACUGAAACUAUUGCUCCACCGCUCAACCCUCCUUUACUCUCAAGGGAAAAUGUUUGACUAUGUGGACACUUUACUUACAAUGCUGGCCAUGUUACUGAAGAUUGCCAUGAAUCGAGCACAGGUCUGUUUGAUUUCCAGUUCAAAAUCUGGAGAAAGACAUUUAUAUCUGAUUAAAGUUUCUAGAGACAAAAUCUCUGAUACAGAUGAGCAAGAAACUGCAAAUUCAGAUGCAAAAGCAAUAUUUGCCAUACUCACCAGCGUACUAUCCAAAGACGAUUGGUGGAACCUUCUUUUAAAGGCAAUUUAUGCUUUAUGUGACCUUGGCCGCUAUAAGGAAGGAGAGCUGCUGGUGGACUCUUCUCUGGAGUAUUAUUCAUUUUAUGACGACCGCCAGAAACGGAAGGAGUUGGAGUAUUUUGGACUUUCCACAGCAAUUUUAGAUAGGAAUUUCAGAAAAGCAUAUAAUUACAUAAGAAUAAUGUUGAUGGAAAAUGUGAACAAGCCUCAACUGUGGAAUAUCUUCAAUCAAGUUACAAUGCAUUCUCAAGAUGUGAGGCAUCACCGCUUCUGCCUGAGAUUGAUGUUAAAAAAUCCGGACAACCUUGCGCUGUGCGUCCUUAGUGGUCACAAUGCCUUUGUGUCUGGGAGCUUCAAACACGCGCUUGCUCAAUAUGUCCAAGCCUAUCGAAUGAAGUCUGAUGAUCCUAUGUACUGUCUUUGCAUUGGAUUAACAUUUGUCCACAUGGCCUCACAGAAGUUUGUGUUGAAAAGACAUGCUUUGCUAGUACAGGGGUUUUCAUUUUUGAAUAAAUACAUCGAUUUACGUGGCCCUUGUCAGGAGACUUACUACAACCUGGGCCGUGCAUUGCACCAGAUGGGUCUAGCACAUCUUGCAAUACAUUAUUAUCAACAGGCCCUUGAGCUGCCACCACUUAAGUUAACGGGAAUCGAUGAGGACCAAGUUGACCUUCGGAGAGAUAUUGCUUUCAAUUUAUCUCUUAUUUACCAGGGCAGUGGUAACACAGAAAUGGCACGGAGGCUCUUGUACACUUAUUGUGCUAUUUAAAGCAUUUUUAAUAGUUUCAUCUGUACAGUAGUAAAUUAAAUGUAUCUACAACCACAA